Molecule: messenger RNA, 5588 nt
Organism: Anguilla anguilla (European eel)
Lineage: Eukaryota; Metazoa; Chordata; Actinopteri; Anguilliformes; Anguillidae
Product: glutaminase kidney isoform, mitochondrial-like
Exons: 18
Coding region: 163-2073 (636 amino acids)
Biological process (GO): L-glutamine catabolic process
Molecular function (GO): protein binding; glutaminase activity
Source: RefSeq, a predicted model, not a curated record
GCCUAGACUCCUUCAUCAGCGAGGGAGCCUUUACAGUAUUAGUCAUAACACGCAUUUCACAGAGCGUGCAGGAUCUUACAUUUUGACUACCUAAGAAGCACUAUUUUCCCGUCUUAUUUAUUUAGACGAAAAUUUCCCAUCUAUUAGCUCGACAGGAUUGAGAUGUUACAGUUUAGGUUGUCGAUAGUUCUGAAGGAGUUGUUUCAAUCCAACCUCAAGCGUCCUUUGACAGGUAUUGUAAGGAACAAAGCGUCACCAGCAACCAUCUGCUUUAGCACCGCCUGCCCCAAUGUCACAGCGCUGCCAAGACUGAACCCCCUCGCCGGUGGGUCCCGACCUGUGUGGCGUUCCUCAUAUGGGAUCCGAUCAUUUUGCACGGAGAGCGAAGGUGCUGUAGCAGCAUCCGAGGCGGCCAAGGAUGGUGGAACCGGUAACGUUAAAGAGGCGGAAGCUGAAAAGAGAAGGAAGGCGGGGAUCUUGCCCAGCUUGGAGGACCUGCUAUUCUACACCAUCGCCGAAGGACAGGAGAAAAUCCCCGCCCACAAAUUCACCACGGCCCUGAAAGCCACCGGACUGCGGACGGGGGACCCCCGGCUGAAGGAGUGCAUGGACAUGCUGAAGGUCACCCUCAAAUCCACCUCCGACGGAGUGAUGCUCGACCGACACCUCUUCAAAAAGUGUGUCCAGAGCAACAUCGUGCUGCUGACCCAAGCGUUCCGCAAGAAGUUCGUCAUCCCCGACUUCCAGACCUUCUGCUCCCACAUCGACGAGCUGCACGACAGCGCCAAAAGGCUGUCCGGAGGGCAGGUUGCAGACUACAUCCCCCAGCUUGCCAAAUUCAGCCCUGACCUGUGGGCGGUGUCUCUGUGCACGGUGGACGGACAGAGGCACACCGUUGGCGACACCAAAGUCCCGUUCUGCCUGCAGUCGUGCGUGAAGCCACUGAAGUACGCCAUCGCCGUGCACGACCACGGCACCGACUAUGUGCACAAGUUCAUCGGGAAGGAGCCCAGCGGCCUGCGCUUCAACAAGCUCUUCCUGGACGAGGACGAUAAGCCUCACAAUCCCAUGGUGAACGCCGGUGCGAUCGUGUGCACCUCCCUCAUAAAGCAAGGGGCGAGUAAUGCGGAGAAAUUUGACUAUGUCAUGAACUUCCUAAAUAAAAUGGCAGGAAAUGAAUAUGUGGGUUUCAGCAAUGCUACAUUCCAGUCUGAGCGGGAGUCUGGCGACAGGAACUUCGCCAUCGGCUACUACCUGAAAGAGAAGAAGUGUUUCCCCGAGGGCACGGACAUGACCUCCAUUCUAGACUUCUACUUCCAGCUCUGCUCCAUCGAGGUGACGUGCGAGAGCGCCAGUGUCAUGGCGGCCACCCUGGCCAACGGCGGCUUCUGUCCAAUCACGGGCGAGCGCGUGCUGAGCCCGGAGGCGGUGAGGGACACGCUCAGCCUCAUGCACUCCUGUGGCAUGUACGACUUCUCCGGACAGUUCGCCUUCCAUGUGGGUCUGCCGGCAAAGUCGGGCGUGGCCGGGGGCAUCCUGCUGGUGGUGCCCAAUGUGAUGGGCAUCAUGUGCUGGUCCCCUCCACUGGACAAGCUGGGGAACAGCGUGAGAGGCAUCCAGUUCUGCACGGACCUGGUGUCGCUGUUCAACUUCCACAACUACGACAACCUGAGGCACUUUGCCAAGAAGCUGGACCCACGCAGGGAGGGAGGAGACCAGCGGGUGAAGUCCGUGAUCAACCUCCUGUUUGCUGCCUAUACAGGAGACGUGUCUGCGCUGCGCAGGUUUGCACUGUCCUCUAUGGACAUGGAGCAGAGGGACUACGACUCCAGGACCGCGCUCCACGUGGCUGCAGCGGAAGGACAUUCCGAAGUGGUGCGCUUCCUUCUGGAGGCCUGCAAGGUCAACCCCGUGCCCAGAGACAGGUGGGGCAACACCCCGAUGGACGAGGCCGUGCAUUUCGGGCACCACGACGUGGUGCUGAUCCUCAAGGACUACCACGACAAGUACAGCCCCCCGGAGACCACCGACGACAAGGAGACGGCGGAGAAGAACCUGGACGGCUUGCUGUAGGCCCCCUGCCAGGGGGCGGGGCCAGGCAGGGCAGGGGGCGGGGCGCAGCACUCCUGUAAACCAAUCGUAACUCUGUGUGUGACCGGUGGGAGUCUUGUGGGAGUGCCGUCGACUUCGUUCAUUAUGGUAGUGCUGUAAACGAGUGUUUGUCCUUUUUUCCAGCCGUUUUCACGUGCGAAACUCUGCGGCAGCGAAACCGUUCCCCCACGCCCCCUCGAGCCCCCACGAUUCCCGCCUCUCUGUCCGGCUACCUGCAGUUUGUGUCAUUUAAACUGCUUCAGGCUCAGUGUUUUUGUUAAUGCGUAACCGUGUAUAAAAUGACUAUAUGAAAAACACAUGUAUUUACAUUAUAUAAUCACGUAAUGUUGGAGUCUUAUAUCUUAUGUAAUAUGAUAUGUAAUAUCACAGAACUGUAAGCUUUCGGUGUAAAUACUGUUGUGUUUGUAGUGCAGCAAUAUGAAUGGUUGGAGUGCAGUAACUGAACAUUAUUUUCUUUGUUUUUGAAGAGAUAGUUCACUUUCUGGGGUUUCUGAUAUCAUUUCAGUUUUAAUAUAUGAUUUUAAUGGGCCAGGCUGUUUUUUUAUGCGAUGAAGUACAUUAUAGAUAUUUAGAGACAUUUCUGACAGUCUGCAGGCUUUACGGUGGGAGGAAUUCUGGGAUUUGUGGUCUAAAGCAAGAAAAUGUACUACAGGAAACUCAAAAGGAACUUGCACAGUGGAGUUAUGUUCCCACAGACUGUAAAUAUGAACUGAAUAACUCUACAGCCUUUAUUCACGAUUAUAAACACAAAUAUCAGUUCCCAUCACGCCUUGAGCACAGAGGUCUCUGGCUGCAUGUUCCAUUGAAAUAGCUAUAUACAAAAAUCAUAUUUUGCUUAACGUUUUGAAGAACAAUCUGGCAAUAUACAUAUGUAUACAACCUCUGGAGGGAUAACGUCAUUGUAUAAGCUGUUUUGGAGCUAUGUGAACAGUAUUUUCUUGCUUUAGACCACCAACCCCUAAAUGCACUGUACCUGCCAAAAAAAACCCACUGGCUUUUCAGAAUCCUCUCCAAAUAUCUGAAAUAUCAUUCAGCAAAUACAGGGGCUGUCUUGGCCAAUUGAGCUCAUACACUACGACUGAAAUAAUAAUUCAUAUUAAAAAACCCAGAAAGUGAACUAUCCCUUUAAACACUGUCCCACAGAGGGUGUUAAAAUGCUUUGAGAUGCUUUGUGAUUGUUGAGUUUAUGGGUGAUUUCUUUAUCCUUUUCCCUCAUCAUCUUUAUUCCAAAGUGACAUUUGCACAAUUCAUGACAAAAGGUGACAUACAAAGCUUUACCACUAUAUAUUUUUUUGUUUGUUUGUUUGUUUUUUUGUUUGGCUCUAUCACGUAUGGUGAGGAAAGUAUGACGCUUUUUAGCCAAAGAAUCAAGUGUGUAUGGUCACCUCAUCGUUCAAAUGGAGGGAGCUGAAGAUCAAUCCCCAAAAUGCAUCUCUACAGGGUAUUCUCCAUCCGCUAUAACAGUGCGCUAAAGUUCACAGCCUGUUAAGAGCUAGACUGCGUUUAGAGAACACUUCUUUUCUGCGGCCUGUGAACUUGAACGUGCUCUGCAGACUGGAGGUCGCUAGCUCAAGCCCGUGCUACGUCGUCGGUUGGACAGGAGUGGCCAUCGGUAGUCGAGAGUGGGAGGGGCUAAAGUGAUCUGUCAGUCUCUGACCUUGAAUGAACCAAGCAAAAAAUUUUUGCUUUCAACACCCAAUCAAAAUGAUCGUUUUAAAAUCAGAGAAUGUUAGAACUAAAACCCAAUUUUUGGUUCUUCCUUGCUGUUCUUUAUGGGUGGAGAGAUUCCAGACAUAGGAAAAAGAGGUGGGGGGGGAUGAAUCAUAAUUAUUUUAAUUUGUCCAUUAAAUUAGUUUAAGAUAUACUGAAGUCCUGAGACUCUGGAACACAGGCAGAGGCGGAACAGAGAUGUUGGACCAGAAUAAUGACGGCAGGAUCUUCUUAAUGACAGCAGGAUCUCCUUUUUGUACGGAGAAAAGCACAUUGUUAUAUUGUACAGGCCGAAGUGAAACGUGCGCAUACUUGAAUUGUCUCUCCGCAAAUCCAACCUUUUAGAAAGUGUUUGUGUGUGUUGUGUGUGUGCCUUUGUUUUUGAGCACGUGAGACGGAUUUUAGUCGUAAUUCAUUCAAAUUUAAAAAGUAAAACGCUGCAAACGCUGGAGGUCCUGGAUUUAGCCUAACACUUGUCCGUAACUUUGAGUCACAAUGAAAAUGUUCUUCACAGUUUUGUGAGAUUACCACUCAUUUAGAGAAAAGUAUGAGUAAUAUUUGUACUGAAAAACAUUUCAAUUUAAUUGCAAGUUGAAUCUGAAUACAAGUGUUCAGUGAAUUCAGGCUGAAUUCAAAUCAUUGAACCUCAAGCAGAACUAUCAAUGCAAUCUUCCUUUCUGUUCAGCUCAAACUAAUUUUCAGAAUUUCAGUAAUGGCCAUCUGGAUAUUAUUAUCCAUCUAUCUGCAAAAUCCGUGUUCAGUAGGUGUUUACGUUCUUCUCCAUUCUGUGUUGGCUUUGAUCUGGAUCGGUCUCAAACUGACUGGGACAGUUGUGAAUGUAUUAUUCAUUUUAUUCUUCUUCGUUUAGCAUAUGAUGCUCCAGGUCUGGCCCUGGUGGUGCGCUGUGUAUACUGGCUUUACUUAGGCUUGAAGAGCAGUCUCCAGCUUCAGCUACCUGGCUCAUAAACCUGCCAAAUUUCACAUAAUGAUGUGAGACAAGACCACCAAAAUUCUGGGGAUGCGCUUUACUAACAAACCAUUGGUCGAUUAUUUCUGAUGUCAUGUAAGUGGGGCUCCAAUUGGAGGUGGCAAAUUUGAGUCAACUCAGUCACACAGGACUGUUAAGAUAACACUGGCUAAAACUUGCUGCAACAAGUACUGUAAAUUGCAAAUCAUCACACAUUUCAAUGUACAAAUUUAACUCUUUUCAAAAUUGCAACUUCACUGUUCAGUUGCUCUAGGGCAAAUCUCUAGCCUCUCUGCCAUUGCUAUCUAAGCGCUGAUGAGAGUCCCAUGUUUUGAAAAGGUGGAAAGAGAAAUCAACCAUUUCCAUGACGAUUCAAAUGGCAACGAGCAAAACCGAGAUUCCACUACAAGACCAGCGUGAGCUCAGAAGCACGCAAAUCCGUGCGGCACACCUGUGGGGACUGGUUGGAGACUGGUUGGCCAGCAUACACAGGAGAGCAGCAGGGCCGAGACUGGGGGCACCUGUUUUAGUGUACACCUUUCAGUUUACCUUGCAGCUUGUCCCAGUAUGCAUUGUGGCGGGCGAUGGAAAUGUAUUUAUUUUAAUGACCAAAAUAAAGAAAGGUUUCAGAGGCACAAACAAAUGAAUUUAUUUGCAUUGCAUACGUAGUGAUAUUCACACAUCUGAAUGUGGAGCAGCGCCCCCUAGGCGCCUGGGUCCGUUACUGCUCUUGCUACAGUACGUCAUGAUAAGUUAAAAAUAACGUUUGACAAUGUGGAUUUUUCAGAGGAAAAAAAAA